UCAUCAGUAUGUGUUUGUUACUGGUCUAAGAUUGGGUGGAGACUCACAAGGGGGCAAUGGUCACAAGUAACCCAAACCCCAAACGGUAAUGUAUGCUGCUUCACUCAUUCAUUGAAAAGUUGUACAGAAUGUGACAAUUGUUAUUUAUUUAAGCAGGGCAUUUCUGUCAGCAGUACUGGGCUCAAACUUCGAUGUGCCUUUUGGCCACAUAGGGGCAGCCUUAAGGUGUCACUGGCUGGUCUGAUAACAGUAGGGACACAGAAAAGGGUGCAGACAAGCUAUCUUAUCAGAAGUAGCCAGCUGCAAAUACACAGGUUUUCAUGACGUCACUCUGCUUGUGGAAAUACAUGAACUCCAACUACUGUUCAUCUGUGGACAGCACACAGGGAGACACCUAAUCAAAGGAAGGGUGCUCUGGGGUGCAGGAGGCUCAGAGCUGUCUCAGAUUUAAUCACCAAGUGGAUGCGCCUUAUAUUAUUUGUCCUAUGGAGUGCAUUGCUCCUCCUGAGCUAAUACUCAGUUAAAGUCAAGUGAAAAAGGGCUAAUUUAUCAACAUUUCUUUUUUGCUUAAAUUGAAUGUUUUAUGGUCAAAGAAAAGCUGUGAUAAAUUGCAUUUCCAGUUAGGCUAUAUCAUAUGUAAGGGUUUUCACAUGAUCUAUUACAGCAUACUGCAUAUGCAGGUUCUCACUUGCAUAUGCAUACUGAGAAGUUGCUCUUUUGUAGAGCUAACUCUAGUGUGGUUGAGAAAACAUGUCUAAACACACCAGAUGUAGUUUUUAGGUCUUGGUAAUAUUCAAAGGUUCUGAAAAAUCACAUGUUAAAAUCCCUUAAAUCAGUCUUUUUGAUUUGAAACUAAUUGAUUUUGCUGUUAUUCAUUGGCAUAAGGUCUACAUGAAUCCCCUCAUACAUGUCAUGUGAUAAGACUCUCUAAACUUCUUAAAGCAGUUGAAAGGUUUCAGGAAACCUACUCUCUGGACCACCUACAGUAUGGUACAAUAACUCUAUCCCCCAUAUAAGCUAUAAUGGAACCUGUCACUACUGUUAUCUUUAGAGGAAGGUCCACCCUUUUCCUGUUCUGCAGACUGAACAAACAAAAAGUUUUAGUAAACUACAAGAGGGAUCAUCUCCCACAGAUUUUCCAAAAUGUAUUCAUGUCAAGGACACCCACCGCCCCCCGUUUUGUGUGAAUCUAAUGAGAUUGUUUAUUGCUGAAUAUGAUUUGAUAUGGGGCAGCAGAAACGUGUAGGUGUGGAGAGUGAAAUCAGUGAUCAAAUUAGUGAAAUAAGUCACCCUUAUUACAGUUUCAAAUGAGUGACAUGACAGUAAAAAUGUACUAACUGCUUCUCAUUUCGUCCAAGUAUAAACCUGUGAGAACUCGACUUUUGACGCGAGUAGUAUCGACUGGUGAAGUACGGAGUGAGUGUGAGUGACAAGCCCGCUACCACGGCCGCCCACUCGCAGACAAGCUGGGUGACUCUUAAUUGUGUAAUGUUCAUUGACGAGUCAGCACAAUACUGCUGAGACCGCCGAGGCGCACUUAGCCGAGCAGAGCGAUGCAAUGCUCCCAUCGAGGAGAACACAGAUGGACAGCCUAGUUCAGCCGCUCGUCGCCCAGUACCUCGCCAUGGGAUGUCAAUCAAAAGAAAACAACCAAAACGAAAGUAUAACGUCCGACGAAAAGGGAAAGGAAGAUGGGAGAGUGACUCCAGGAUGCAGCUCCAGGUCUAGAGUUUCUCCUCCAGGCCGUCCUCACAGGUUCCACAAGCCCAGCCCGGCCCAGACCGUCCCGGGUAAAUCCAUGAUGUCCCUGGGACACCUCACCAAAGGGGCAAACUGGGAGGAGCUCAUCCAAGCCUGUCUGCAGUCCUUCGACUCGGAUGGUUGUGUAUGUGGGAGCAGCCACCUGUUGAACAUCAGCCUGACCAUGCACCGUCUCCUCAUCUCCUCCAGUGAUCUGCUGGACAAACUCAUCACUCUAUUUAAACUAGCGCUGGACAAUGAGCAGCCGGCAGAGUGCCAGAGAAUAUGCUACUUCAUCAGGCAUUGGAUCCAGGAAUUCUGGAUGAUGUUCCGGUUGCACCACAGCUUGUCAGACAGCCUGGACCAGUUCCGGGAGCUGAUCAGAGAGCAGGGACAGGAGCAUCUUUGCUCUCUCCUAGAGACCAAAUGGAUAAAUGAACGGGACUGGUCGUGGAAGGCCAGCCAGAAGAUCAAAGCUAACAGCAGUAAAAAGAGGAAGGUCUCUCUUCUUUUUGAUCACCUGGAGCCCAUUGAGCUGGCUGAACAUCUCACCUACCUGGAAUUUAAGUCCUUCUGCAGGAUAUCAUUUGUAGACUAUCAGAAUUACAUUCGCAACUGCUGCAUGAAGGACAUCCCUGUGAUGGAGCGUUCCAUCGCCCUGUGUAAUGGUAUCUCCCAGUGGGUUCAGCUGAUGGUGCUGAGCAGGCCAACGGCUCAGCUGAGAGCUGAGGUUUUCACCAAGUUUAUCCACGUGGCCCAGAGUCUACAUCUUAUGCACAAUUACAACACACUAAUGGCAGUGGUGGGAGGGCUGUGUCACAGCUCGAUCUCCAGACUGAAGGACACCACCUCACAUGUACCCAGUGAGGUCAUCAAGGUACUGAACGAGAUGACUGACCUGCUGUCCUCCUGCAGAAACUACGACAACUAUAGACAAGCUUACAACAGGUGUACAGGUUUUAAAAUCCCUAUCCUGGGAGUCCACCUCAAAGACCUGAUUUCGGUCAAUGAGGCCAUGUCAGACUAUGUGGAAGACAACAAGGUGAAUGUCCAGAAGCUCCAGGCACUCUACAGCCACAUUAAUGAGCUGAUCCAGCUCCAGCAGAUUCCUCCCAGGCUGGACGCUAACAAGGACCUGGUCCAUCUGUUAACGCUGUCCUUGGACCUUUACUACUCUGAGGAUGAGAUUUAUGAACUGUCUUAUGCCAGGGAACCCAGGAACUGUAAAGCACCUCCAGCUACCCCCUCUAGACCUCCAGUGGUUGUGGACUGGGCAUCAGGAGUUGCUCCUAAACCCGACCCCCGAACCAUCAGCAAACAUGUACAGAGAAUGGUGGACUCCGUCUUUAAGAACUACGAUCACGACGAGAACGGCUUCAUUUCUCAAGGGGAAUUUGAGAAAAUUGCUGCUAGCUUUCCUUUUUCCUUCUGUGUCAUGGACAAAGAGAAGGAAGGCCUCAUCAGCAGAGAGGAGAUCACAGCCUAUUUCAUGCGGGCCAGUGUCAUCUGCUCCAAACUAGGUCUUGGCUUUGUCCACAACUUCCAGGAGACCACUUACAUGAAACCCACCUUCUGUGACAACUGCUCAGGAUUUUUGUGGGGUGUCAUCAAGCAAGGCUACAGAUGCAAAGACUGCGGGAUGAACUGCCACAAGCUGUGCAAGGACCAGGUGGCGUUUGAGUGCAAGAAGAACACCAAAAUGACCAACGCCAUAGACAGUCCGACAACGAGCUCCACGUCUGUCACCAUGGGCACCUCAGAGGGUUCAGAGGAGUGCCCUUUCCCCUACCCGCCAGAUGACAGCAAAGACUGGAGGCCAGACUCCCCGGUCACCUCCCAUUCGAGGCCUCGGAAGGUCCAUAGUGGCACCCAGACAGAGGGACCCCAACUUUCCUCUGCAUCCCCUGAGGCCAGCCGCCUUAAGCCUUCUCUGCUGGUCCCAGCAGCACCCACCAUCACCGCGUGUCCCAGCCCGGUGCCCCAGAGAAAACAGCGAUACUGUGCCAAAUGGGAAAACAGAGCGUCUGUUGUGCCAAAGGAGCCAGAGGGUGAGAGCAAACCCACCUAUGAAUCUCUGGAGUUAGACAACCUGAGGCUCCAGAAAGCCAACGAGACACUACGUAGGAAGCUGAAGGAGGCAGAGCGGGAGAUAGAGAUACUAAAGACACUGCUGAGGAGGCACGCUCUCCACCCUGUGGAGGAGGACUCCUCCUCCUAGACACAUACACACACUGGAAUUCCUCCAGGGAGACUGGUGCUGCCCCCGUAUGGCAGCAUGUAUAAAUCUGGUUCCAAUGUUUAACUUAUUGGUCAUGAACAAUGCAAGUAAUUUAUCAGUAUAACAAUACCCAGGCAAUUUGGCAUCACAUGGUAUAAAGUGAGAUACAAUGCACAUAGCCAGUGGUUUAAAGCUAAUACACAGUCAAUCAAAAAAAGCCAAUCAGUAUGUCACCAAUAAUGAGAUUAAGGACAUUUCUGAGGUGUGUAUGGAUUUUUUUAAAGCAGCUACAGUGCACAGUACAGAAAAUACAGUAAACGGGCUAAAAAGGCUGUAGUGGUAUAUUUAAAGAAGUUUUAAGUGAGCAGAAGGAGCCCCUUUACUGUAAUUGUACUGUUCACAGAGGAAUGAAAGUCGUUGCAAUGAGCAUUACUCACUUUAUGUAGUGAACCAUUAAGAGUAGUUGAAUGGAGUUUCCUGUGUUAAAGGUAUAUAAACAUAACACAUUACUGAAUGAAGGAGUGCAGUAUUUUAGAGUGAAAAUAGAGCAGAAGGUGUUUGAUCAAUUCCUGAUCAAUAAUGAGACUAGCUUUUUAUGUUAAACAUAAAAUGGAAAUCAGAUGCUGCAGUAAAAUUUAUGCAGCAAAACAGUUUUCUAAAACAAAAAGUUGAUGGUGUAUUUGACAGGUGCAUUAUUAUCAUUGUUAUUAAUGACGAAGGCCCUCAGCAGCAGAAGAAUGAAUGUUGGAGCCCUCAGAUGUACAGAACUGUUGUUGCUCUGCAUCAUUGUCCCUGUUCAUGUCAAGAUCAGUGCUUCUGUUAAUAUUUAUUGUCUCAAACACUACACGGUUCAUAUAGAGAGUGACUUAAAUGAACAUUUUGUACAUUAUGCUGGUACUUUCAGUGAAUUAUUUAUGCUUGUGUGUAUUGGCAUCAUAUUGAUACUUGUUAUCUUUAUUGUGCAGCCUUGUCAUUGUAUUAUUGUGUGGUCCAUUGCAGCAGUGUUGUGCUGUGAAUGGGAGUCAAGAUACAUGUGUUUGUAAUGUGCUGUAAAUACAGUAUAUACAGUGCCAUCUUAAUUAAGUCAAGGUUCAUCCUUUCUCUCAGUAUUGUUCUCUUAUAAUAAAUACUGUACAUUCUAUAUAAAAUCA
This is a messenger RNA of Siniperca chuatsi (mandarin fish), 5109 nucleotides long. RefSeq names its product RAS guanyl-releasing protein 1-like. Gene Ontology annotation, biological process: positive regulation of GTPase activity; Ras protein signal transduction. Gene Ontology annotation, cellular component: plasma membrane. The coding region runs from base 1559 to 3958 and encodes 799 amino acids. The transcript is spliced from 17 exons. The record is from RefSeq and is a predicted model, not a curated record. Gene Ontology annotation, molecular function: calcium ion binding; guanyl-nucleotide exchange factor activity. NCBI's taxonomy places the organism in Eukaryota, Metazoa, Chordata, Actinopteri, Centrarchiformes, Sinipercidae.